Molecule: messenger RNA, 1252 nt
Organism: Pseudophryne corroboree (corroboree frog)
Lineage: Eukaryota; Metazoa; Chordata; Amphibia; Anura; Myobatrachidae
Gene: FKBP14
Product: FKBP prolyl isomerase 14
Exons: 4
Coding region: 157-780 (207 amino acids)
Molecular function (GO): peptidyl-prolyl cis-trans isomerase activity; calcium ion binding
Source: RefSeq, a predicted model, not a curated record
CAGCCUAUAGUAUUGAUUGCUGCAAAGUUAAAUGGCCCUCAGGCUGCCACACUGAGCGGCUGUGUCUACUACCUAUUUGCCACGUCUGCGGGGAAGGAGACGCUGGUGGUUCGGUGAAUAGCGCGGCCUGUGCUGCUGCAUGAUCGUGUUAGCUAGAUGCUGGCGAUGCUGCUAGCGGCCCUCCUGGCCUGUGCCGGAGGCGCCCUGAUCCCGGAGCCUGAGGUGCAGGUGAAGGUCUUGGAGAAGCCGUUCAUCUGUAAGCGGAGGACUAAGAACGGGGACAUGCUGCUGAUCCACUUCGAGGGUUUCCUGGAGAGUAACGGGACCCUCUUCCACUCCACGUAUACAGAUAACAAUGGCCAACCUGUAUGGUUUACGCUUGGCAUUAGAGAAGUUAUUAAAGGAUGGGAUAAAGGCCUGAAAGAUAUGUGUGUCGGGGAGAAACGGAAGCUAAUUGUCCCCCCUGCAUUGGCUUAUGGAAAAGAAGGAAAAGGAAAAAUACCUCCAGAGAGCACAUUAAUCUUUGAUGUCAAUCUUAUGGAGAUCCGAAAUGGACCAAGAUCCCAUGAGUCAUUCCAGGAAAUGGAUCUGAAUGAUGACUGGAAACUCUCUAAAGAAGAGGUGAAGGCCUAUCUGAAGGUAGAAUUUGAGAAGCAUGGCGGUGCUGUUAAUGAGAGUCAUCAUGAUGUCCUGGUUGAGAGCAUAUUUGAGAAAGAAGAUGAAGACAGUGAUGGUUUCAUUUCUGCCAGAGAAUUUACAUAUGUACACGAUGAGCUUUAAAUUCCAGUCUCUGUAAGAUCUUUCUUGUGCUGAAAGUAUCUCUUUAGUGCUGGUGUCAGAAACUUCAUAUGCUGCACUGACACUCCCUGGUGUACCUGGAGCAUUGAUGGAACUCUGAAUUCACUCUACAUUACAAGAAGCUGGCACUACAGGAUGGUGUCUGGUUCUCCCUAGGCCACAUCUCCCUUUUUUUAUUUUAUUUUUAAUUUCAGGUUAACUGACUGCAGCUGUCCUGUCCAGUUUCCAUAUAGAGAAAUGGUGCCACUAACUUGUAUGUUCAUCUAUUCCCUAUACGGAAUAGCCCAUAUUGGGCACUUGGAGGUGACUAUAUUAUCUGUUCUAGUAUGCAGGGAAUAAUGGGCAAUACCCAUAUGCAAAAAAUGUCUGGCGCACAAAUUCUAGCAAAGCAUAACUUAUAUGGUGUGUGUGAUUAGAUGCUUUGUAUCAGUGUCAAAUAAAAAUCUAAAACUUG